AUGAAAACUGACAACAGCAAUCCUUCGAAUUUAACACCACGAAGUCGAAUACCAACUAAAAGGAAAGCACAUCAUUUACUAAAUCACCUCAAAUCUCAUCAUCAACUUCAAGAUCCUUCGAUUGACAUCAAACCAUUCGAUACUGAACUCCACAUUGCUCGUCCUGGUACUCCAACUAUCAUCUUAGAUCACGUUUCUCAACCUCUGAGUGACAGCGAAGACCCUUUAAUACUCAAAGAUUCUCCUACAAAACAAGCUAAUCGUCAUCUACGUCGUCAAUCGCGUGCACAUUCUAAUUUUGAAACGUUUCAUCAUCAUCUUCCUUUAAUCAAGACUCUCGAAUCAAAUCAAAAUCAAUAUUCACUUCCAUCUGCUAGUAUAUCAACUGCUACUUUUGCUUCUCCUGGGCCAGAUCAACUCAAUACUCCUACUCGUUUCUCAUCUGAGAACAGAAGUCGUCCAGAAAGUCACGUCAAAGACAAUACGGUCUCAAAAUCACCUCUUCCUCGUUCAUCAGAUUCAAGAGAUCACGCAUCUAUCUCUGCGACACUCAACCGGCAUAACUCACCUCAUCUUUCAGGAAAAGACUCACAGCACAUGACCCGAAUCACUGUCAGUUCUCGUCAAGAAAGAAACUCUAGCGAAGGCUCUCUGGCGCGAAACUCUUGUGAUUCAUCAACUGCUACGCGUCUGCCUUCUGCCGUUCCAAUCCUUGAACCACCCUCACAUAUUCAGCUUGAUGAUCAAAGCUCAGAUGGAGAGUCAGACACCCCAGCCGCAUGGCCAACGAACCUACAAGAUGACCAACAGAAUCAAGCUCAACUCUCUUCACCUCCCCCCACACCAUCCUCAAGAGGUCCUAGUAGAUCAUCGUCUGCACACGAAACCAUAAUCUCUCAGCCUCGAGGUUCUUCUUCAAGUCAAUUCCUCGAGAUUGUGCAUGAGAAUAUCGUCGUCAGUUCGUCAUCUGCAAGUUCAGUAGCCUCCAGUGAUACUUGUCGGCCUACUUCUAGAAGAAAGGCUACUCAAUCUGUGUCCUCUGCUUCUAUCCGCUCAUCGCUGACGCCUCUCAACAACAUUCCGCCCAAGCGCUCUCCACGAAUCGAUUCGGCUUCAAGCAGGGAGGUUCUGACGAGUGAUUCUACGAAUCAGCAGGCGGGUCAACUUUUAGAUCGAUACUCUAAUCAAAAAACUUCACUUCCCCUACGCAGCCCUACUAUUAAGAAUCAGUCAGUCCCAUCCAACCGGAUCAUGCAACUGAACCACGGUUCGACAAGUCCUUCCUCUCCGAACACCAGUUUCCAAGCUCUGAGGCACAAGAAAAGGCUUGGAACACCUCCUAAACCAAGAGAAUGGGAUAAACACAACGCGUUUCAAGAAUUCGAAAUUGAAAACUCUGAUGUUGAAGUCACGAUCACUUGCGCGGAUGAUGAUCAUGAUGGAAUUCGACAACGGAAGCGUUCCAGAUCUAGGCUCACUAUGGGACAUGUCGAAAUGGUUUUACAGAAUUGGCCACCAGAGGAAAAUGUUGUUCUUCAAUCUACCCCAAAAGGUCUGCUCAAGAUUCAUCGUCACUCAGAUCUUCCUUUCACACCGAUUUUGCCCAGACCUUCUAUGAGAGCUUCUCAGUUAUUGGAAGAGGAAGACUCGUUAGAAGACGAAAACUCGGGAUUGGCCAAGAUGCCGGUUCAAGAAGAUCAACACGUUCAUCAUACCGAAACUCACGAUGAAGAAGUCAUUAGCCCGAGUGAGGAUGAUCGGGGUGAAACAGACGAUCAUGAUCUUGAGCAGGAAGACGAAGCGUCGCCUGACAAUAGGAAUAAUCCAUCAUCACAUUGUGGAUUAUCGGGUCAAGAAGAUGACAUUGUUCCCCCAAAUGAUGAUCAAAGGCAUCAUAGUUCCAUGUCGAUGCAUGAUGCAUGUGGCCAAUCACGCGAUUCACCAGCACACUAUGAGAAACAGACUCAUCAAGAACUCGCAGAUGAAGAGAUGGCAGAUUCCUCCCAAGACGACAAUGAGGACGAGCCCGCGAAAUCUUGCACGGACUCAUCAUCAAAUAAUUCUGAUGGUCAGACUUCAUCGGACCGUGUAACACGCACUGAGGCGAUGGGCGAUGUGUCUGCCUUGUAUGAAUCGGAUUCAGAGAGGAGCAGACAACGAGAAAUUGGACAAGCAGAGCUUUCUGAAAGCAGCAUUAGGAGUAAUUCUCGAUCAGACCCUGAUCAAAUGUCAGAUUCUAAUCAAGCUAACCCAUCAAAUCCAGAUCUUCUGUCACAUUCUAAUCAAGAGACUACACCAGACUCCGAUCAGGUGACAACACCGCAACAAGAUACAUUAGAUUUGGAUCCAGCCGCUGGACAAGACGCCGAUUCCUCUGCCCCGAAGAUUAUAUCAAGAGAAGCUGAAGUACAGGAUAUCAUCAACGCGCGCGACACUACUCCGGUACACGGUCCAUCAUCGUCCUCAUCAUCUGCUGAUCGUGUCUCAUCAAGUGAAUCUCAAAACCCGCCUAAGCAAUUUGACAUCUCCAAGCGAAGCGUCCAUCUUCCUACCUCUCAAAAAGAUUCAGCAGAUGGUUCUGUCAUGAUUACGCCACCUAUGGAAUUUCAAUCUGUCCGUUUGGGCGCUCCAGCUACGUCAUCGCGUGGUUCAGAUGGGAUUCAUCCUCCGAGCCAACCUAUCUUUGACACUAGAUCACAAUCCUCCUCUUGUGGUCGUUUGUCCAGUGACCGUACUUCAUCUCACGCUUGUUUAAAAAAUGAUCAAUAUCAGAAGAAAGAACAGUUUCAGUCAAUUGCUCAACAACUCGAAAACAAAAGACAACCCUUAUUGACAACAAUAGACGAUAUGAUUGAUCCUCCAGCAGUCAGAAUUAAUUCUACUCGUAGAUCUCUGCUUACUUCCACGCCCCAUGGAACCCGACUUCAAAGACCUUCACCAUUUCUUUCACCAAUUCCAAGUAAUCCAUCUCGAGUACUACAAAUCUCAUCAUCUGAUCCUAAAACUGCAGCUCAAGCUGCUGCUAUCUUGAAAGUUUAUCAUGGUUUUAUACCACGUGGAUUUAAGAUUGAAGAUAAUGAAGCUAUCAAUCAUGAUCAAUUAGAACAUCAGAUGGAAGAAUCUAUUUUAAAAGAAGAAGCUAGGGCUGAAAGGUCUUUGUUUUAUCAGCAACACGAUCGGAACAAAACUUUGAGUGUGGUUGAUGAAGAUAAAGAUGAUGAGGAUGAGGAUGAGGAAGAUGAUGAAGAUCUUGAAUCUAAUGAAGAUAGGAUUGAUGAAAUGGUUUCUAAUAUGCUUUCACCAAGACCUAAUAAAACUUUAAACCGAAUCGAUACAGAAGAAGGAGAAAGAAGAAAGGAAAAAAGUUCUAGUGUAUUUUCUCAACAACACGUUCCUCAAAGUUCAUCUUCUAAACCGAUUCCAAGGAUCAAAAGUUUAUCUUCAAAUACCACUACCACCAAUUAUUCUUCACCAAUGAAAACUUUAAAUUAUAAAGCUGAUUUUAAUUAUUGGACUAAAACUGAUUGGCAAAUCUUAGAAUCAUGUUUGAGGAAAGCUCAACGUGCUUCUAAUUCUAGUAAUCCUGUUCAUCCUACUACUGUGGUUUUGAAAUUAUUAAAAGUUUUGAAAUUGGAUCGAAAUCAAUGUCAAAAAGAAUGGGAAUGGUCUUGUUUAGUUAGAAGAGUUAAAGCUUUACAAAAAAAGUCGGAAUUGAAUGAUCAUCAAUAUCAACAACAACGUGAGAUUAGUUUAGGAAUCGGAUCUAGUAAUGGGAUUGAACUCAAGGGAAAAAGAUCAUUGUUCCAUGAACUUAAUGAUUUAUCUAAAUCUUAAAUUUUUUUGAAGUCUUUAUUAUUGGGUUGUUAUUUUUUUCAAUUUUUUAAUUUUGGUGGGGAGGGGACGAUUGGGACUUUUGAAGAAGAGAAUCAAAUUGCUGGAAUCAAAUUGUUGGUCUUUCUUUUUCGUUUCAUUUUUGAUGGGUUUUGUUUUUUUGUAAUUUCUUGGGAUUAAAUAAUUUGAUGUUUAGGUUUUUCUUUUAAUUAGUUGAUAUCUUUAGAAUUUUGGUUUCCUUCACUUUUGUUUUGUUAAUUUCUAAAUGUAAUAAAUUGUAUGAUUACAUAAAUGAAAUAAUGAAUAGGAAACGAAAUGGAAAGUUUGAUUAGAUUUUGU
This is a messenger RNA of Melampsora larici-populina 98AG31, 4170 nucleotides long. RefSeq lists its product as uncharacterized. Bases 1 to 3834 code for a protein of 1277 amino acids. The record is from RefSeq and is a predicted model, not a curated record. The transcript is spliced from 3 exons. Lineage: Eukaryota; Fungi; Basidiomycota; Pucciniomycetes; Pucciniales; Melampsoraceae.